UAAGGAAUUACAAGGAUGGUCCGGUAUUUCUCUUUCACCCAUUGAAAACAAUAUGUAACAAUCUAGUCACUUAUUAAAUUAGUUUUUCCAAUAACUGGCCCCAAAACACCACCUAGAGCAGUGGGGCGCCCGGGGCGCCUCAACAAUUUGGUGUGAAAAAUAAAUAAACACAUGAUUCUCACUCUCAGACAACCACACACACACAAUCAAAUCCUAAUGUAAUGUAAAGAUGAAAGAGGUGAUUAUUAAUAAAAAAAAAGGGGGGAUAUAUUCAGAAGUCUGUAUUUUUAAUGUGUUUUAAAGACACCUCCAGGGUCCGAGGUUUGAGUCCCGCUGGGGCCCUGUGUGUGCGGAGUUUGUAUGCUCUCCCCGUGCUGCGGGAGUUUCCUCCGGGUACUCCGGUUUCCUCCCCCAGUCCAAAGACAUGCACGGUAGACUGAUUGGCAUGUCUGAAAUGUCCGUAGUGAAUGAAUGGGUGUAUGAACGUGUAUAUGAUAGGUUGGUACCCUGUCCAGGGUGUACCCCGCCUUGUGCCCGAUGCUCCCUGGGAUAGGCUCCAGGUUCCCCGCGACCCUGAAGUAUAAGCGGUGUAGAAGAUGGAUGGAUGGAUGGAUGGAUGGAUUUCAAUGUCUGGACAAGUAGGAAAACGUUUUUGUGAUUUAUGUGAGGUGUAUUUUGUCUUGUGACGUGUUUAUUUACCAAAAUAUAGAAUUAUUUUUUGCUUGUUACAUGAAUAUGCAACAGCGUGAUUUAUAAUGUAAAUGUUUUUUGUUUUUUAAGCCAAACUGUUAGAUAUCAAUGACUGUGUGGUAGAGAUACAGAAGCUUGUCGAGUUCAUUAAACAUCAGUGCGUCGUGCCGAUGACGUAACGGCGUGAUGACGUAACGGCGUAAUGACGCAUUCCGUCCCGCGCGAUUUACAAAUGCCGGAAGAGUUGACAAUACCAAACACUAUAAAAAAACAAAAAAACAAGAACAACCCAACAAGAGUUCUGGUUUUCGUCUGAUUAGAAGAAGUUAAUACCAGGAUGGUACAAGAGUUUCAUGUAUUGAGGUGCUUUUCUUGUCGGACAUUUCAAGUACAACAGGUCAAGAAGAGCAAAAAAUGGAGCUGCAAGCUGUGUGGGGAGAAACAGUCGCUUAUCAAGGAAUACGGCAGAGGAACCGGUGCGGACUGCAGACGCCACGUACAGAAACUGAAUUCGUUGCGCGGAGAACUGCUAGAGGUGGAAACCGAAAGAGCCCGGACUCGGUGGGAGGAGGAGGAGGAGGAGUGCGGCGUCGAAGUCGGCCCUGGAGAUGAGACUCAAAAUUUGGAGCAGAAGACACGGGUCGUAAGCCGCUGGAGUAAAUAUGUGGACCGGGGAGAGAAUGGGCCAGAAGGUGAUGAUGAGCAUCAGGAGGAAGAAGAGAACGUUUACACAGACACGGAGCAGUGCCGUCAGCGUAACAUCAGAAAAAGGAAGAAAAGCAGUACUUCAGGGGAUGCUCGUGGACGCGGUACUGCCGGUGGAGAUGAGGACGCGGACGCUGCUCGUUGUGGGGCUAUGCGACUGCCGUCUCAGCCUCGUCGGCAUGGCGACACCGUCAAACCGUCGCCUCUGGUAUCGCACUCUUCAAAAGGAUUCCCACGCACCAGUACAAGCCAGAGAACUGAUGCUCUUUGUUGUUCUCCGGCUGCAUCACUGGGCUCGGAACACAUUAGCGCAUAUAAUGGUUCCCAGUCCUCCGCUGGAGCAGAUAAGCAGUCUUCUGCAGAGUUAAGCACAAUGUCUCUUAAGCCCUCGGUUCCCUUAAGCAGUUUCUUUGCGACAUCAUCCUUUCAUCAGCAUCCCACCCAAUCUAAACCGCAAGCCAACGACUCCAAGUGGGCCCGAUUUCUCCCGUCCGUCUGCGUCGAAGACGACGAGGACGAGGUUCCACUUCAAAACGCCGGAAGCCGUAUGAGCAGUGGUGGGAGCGAAGGAGCUCUGGUGGCGAAGGUGUUCAGUGUGGAGAAAUGUAGGGCUGGAAAUGUGUACGAACUGCCUAGCAGUCCAAACAUCACAUCAAGACCUGUUGGCUCUCACAAGCCACUACCUACCGCUAAAAGACCGUGUCCCGCCCUUUCUUUUAACACAUUAUUCCAUACAAAUGAGGACUUUGACGACACGUAUUAAUCCUUCACUAUUGGUGGUGUACUUUACAGUAGAAAUGGACAAAUAGCAUUCUGCGAUCGUGACCAGCCUUGUAAUGUUAAAAAAAAAAAAAAAGUGACACGAUAUACAUUCUUUCGAAUAAAUCCACACGGUUUGAGAUAUUUGCAGACAAUUUAUUUGACA
This is a messenger RNA of Ictalurus punctatus (channel catfish), 2320 nucleotides long. RefSeq names its product MRN complex interacting protein (gene mrnip). The coding region runs from base 1028 to 2158 and encodes 376 amino acids. Gene Ontology annotation, biological process: mitotic G2 DNA damage checkpoint signaling. Gene Ontology annotation, molecular function: chromatin binding. Gene Ontology annotation, cellular component: nucleus. Lineage: Eukaryota; Metazoa; Chordata; Actinopteri; Siluriformes; Ictaluridae. The transcript has 7 exons. The record is from RefSeq and is a predicted model, not a curated record.